This is a messenger RNA of Rhizoctonia solani, 525 nucleotides long. RefSeq names its product Copia-like polyprotein/retrotransposon. The coding region runs from base 1 to 525 and encodes 174 amino acids. The record is from RefSeq and is a predicted model, not a curated record. Gene Ontology annotation, molecular function: nucleic acid binding; zinc ion binding. Lineage: Eukaryota; Fungi; Basidiomycota; Agaricomycetes; Cantharellales; Ceratobasidiaceae. The transcript has 3 exons.
AUGAAAACACUUGGGGAACCUGUCAGCGACCUAAUGAUGGCACAAAUCAUGAUGAAUGCGUUGCCACCCACCUAUGCAAUUGUUAACACCGUCAUCCAAACCACAAACCAGGCAAGCGCUGUUACACCUCUGAUGGUCAAGGAAGUCGCUCUAAAGGAGGAAGAACAUUUCCAAAACAUUGAAUGCAAAAUUGUUGAGCUUGAACUCAAAAAACCGCAAAAGAAAAACAAAGGACCCGCAUGUCUUAACUGCGGUAAACCCAGUCAUUUGAAGCAAGAAUGUUGGGCAGCGGGAGGCGGCGCCAAAGGAACGGGACCAAGGCAGAAGAACGAACUGAGCGAAGCAGUAAUAAAAGAAGUCCUACACAUACCCAAGCUACAAGCAAACCUCAUGUUGGUCCAAGAACUUGUAAACAACAGGACGGAGGUUGCAUUUGGAAAGGACUAUGGCGCGGUCCUUGUGCAAAUAAGGGACAAGGUCCCAAGAUUGGUUAUGCUUGUCAAACUGAUUGACUCUACAAACUAA